UUGCUAAUGAUUCCCUUAGAGACAUGUGCAGGAUGGCACAGAGUGUUUAUCAUAUACGGUAUCAGUUCCAUGGCAGGCGAAGCGGUAAGUUUUUUUCUUGGAUUCAAAUAUAAUUAUUCAUUGUCUCGAUUGUAAAUAUGAAAGGAUGAAAGCUUAUAAACCUAAGGUGUUCAUUUGUUAUGCCAAUUUUAUUUUAUUUUUUUAAAUUUUAAAAACUUUUCAUUAUCAGCAUAUAUUUACAGAUUUUUCAAAGCAAAUUGUAAUGGAAAUGUAACAUAACAGUAACAGACUCGAUGCAAAAAGCUUGGUUUGCUUGUAUAAAAUGGAACCAAAGUGUAUUUGCAUUUAACUUUGUUUUUGAAUUAUAGUUUAUGGAACAACCUCUCGGCUCUUUCAGAAGAAGCAAAUCCAAUUUUUGAGUAAUGUACACUUUACUAUUGAGACCUUUUCUUUUUAAGUAGAUUUUUUUUCUUCAAAUCUGAUCCAGUUCUGUUGUGAUUGUGAGCAGAUCAUUUCAAUUCCCAAUCUUAUCCCCCAAAACAACAGAGCAAGGAAACCCUAGUUCGAUGUUCUUAGUGAUACAUUUUAAAUUCCAUAAAUUUCAUCUAUUAAAAAAAAAAGCUGACAUUCCAUCAAACUUUAAGUUAUGCAAUCACACCAGAUUUACUUCAUAUGCACAUGACAUCUUAGGUCUCAUUCAUAGCGAAGAAUAGCAACUACUUUUCAUGUCUCAGUAAUUUAGAUUUUCAAAAUUCCAUAAAGGGUUACAUAGAUUUAUCAAGAACCCUUUAAUCAAUACCACACUACAAAAAUUAUUACUGUUUUUUUUUUUUUUCCACGUACCAGCUGUUAGAUGUUGUGUUCAGCCUAAUAAAUAUACCUCUUCAUACAGGUUGCCAGCAUUGUUGAGCCAGACUUGCCUCAUGUUGGAUCAACGAGUGGGGUGGGGGGUAUCCUCGGCGUAGCAGUGCUGGAGCUUCUUCAGGCUUGGAAGUUCAUACGGUAUCCCUUUUGGGAGGGCAUUAAGCUUUCGGUACUGAUAAGCAUGCAGAUCUUUCUAGGAACUCUUCAGCUUGUGAACUUAUUCUCCUUCUUUGCAGGCCUCGGGGUGGGAAUGAUGAGUUGUUUGAUGAUAGUGCCGUACAUCACGUUUGGUCGCACGCUGAGUCAUCUAAGGUUUCGCCUGGUCAUGUUGGGCUUUUGUCUACUGGUGCCAACAUUAAUCUUGAUUCAACUGACAUUCAAAUUUAUUCAAGAGAUACGCCAGUGUCCAAACUGUGUGGCACUGGAGUGUAUACCAUAUACCUCAAUUAUGUGCAAGACAUACAAAUACUGGAAUUAA
This is a messenger RNA of Lymnaea stagnalis (great pond snail), 1342 nucleotides long. NCBI's taxonomy places the organism in Eukaryota, Metazoa, Mollusca, Gastropoda, Lymnaeidae. The record is from the annotation of a GenBank genome assembly.